Vanderwaltozyma polyspora DSM 70294 is the source of this 1317-nucleotide messenger RNA. RefSeq names its product COMPASS subunit protein SWD1 (gene SWD1). Bases 1 to 1317 code for a protein of 438 amino acids. Gene Ontology annotation, molecular function: protein binding. NCBI's taxonomy places the organism in Eukaryota, Fungi, Ascomycota, Saccharomycetes, Saccharomycetales, Saccharomycetaceae. The record is from RefSeq and is a predicted model, not a curated record. The transcript has a single exon. Gene Ontology annotation, cellular component: Set1C/COMPASS complex.
AUGAAUUUAUUGUUGCAAGAUCCAUUUUCUGUGUUGAAAGAGUAUCCCGAGAGGCUUUCUCAUACGUUGGAGAAUCCAUUGCAUACUGAAUGUAUUAAAUUUAGCCCGGUGGGUGAUUAUCUUGCUUUAGGGUCGUCAAAUGGUGGAGUUAUCAUUUAUGAUAUGGAUACUUUUAAACCCAUUACUGUGCUGGGAACUAAUAUGGGGUCUCAUACGAGGUCAAUACAGUCCAUCUCUUGGUCACCAUGUGGGAGGUAUAUUAUUACUUCUUCAAGGGAUUGGUUUGUGAAAUUAUGGGAUCUCGAUGAUCCAGGUAAAAAUAAAAGCGAGUUAUCAUUUGACUCGCCUGUAUGGAAUUGUGAAUGGUUUGAUUUCGAAGACAAAUUAGCAGUGGCCACCGUCUUUGAGGAACAAAAUGCCUUUCUCAUAGAUUUUAAAUUGGAACCACCCACUGUCUAUCAAAUAGAGGAUAGAAAUGAUAUUGAAAUGGAAAAUGGCAAUGUUAAUAAUAAAGGAUAUACCUUAACGCUAGCUAUUCAUCCAAAACUAGGGAAUAUCGUCAUUACUGGGACCUCGAAAGGAUGGAUUAAUAUAUUCCAAAUACAGUCCUUAUCCAAUAUAAAACUGGUCCAUUCAUUUAAGAUCGGUAACUAUAACAUCAAGCAUAUUAUCAUCUCUGAAAAUGGUGAUAAAUUAGGAAUAAACUCUUCUGAUAGAACUAUAAGGCAAUAUUCAUUAAAGGUUUCAAACGAUACAGCCAACGAGGAAAAACUCCAAGUGGAGAUAGAUUUAACCCACAAGUACCAAGAUGUGAUCAACAAAUUGCAAUGGAACUCGAUAUUUUUCAGCAACAAUUCUGCAGAAUAUAUCGUUGCCUCUACUCAUGGCUCAUCAGCUCACGAACUAUAUAUUUGGGAAACAAGUUCAGGCACCCUUGUUAGAGUUCUUGAAGGGUCGGAGGAAGAACUUAUGGAUAUCGAUUGGAAUUUCUACAACAUGUGCUUGGCAAGUAAUGGAUUAGAAUCUGGGGAUGUGUAUAUAUGGUCUAUUGUAGUACCACCAAAAUGGAGUGCUCUUGCUCCAGAUUUCGAAGAAGUGGAAGAUAACGUUAAUUAUCAAGAAAAAGAAGACGAAUUCGAUCAAGCACACGAAUAUGAACAACAACGAGAAUUAAUCCAACUGGAGGAAGUAGAAAUUGACUUGAAAACAAGAGAACAAUACGAUGUCAGAGGAAAUGAUUUAUUACUUCCAAAUUUUACAAUUCCUCCUGAUUAUCAAAGAACUCUUUUGCUUCAAUACAAAAACAGCAACAAAUAG